GGCCCGGGACAGUGACUUCUCUCUUUCUCUCUUUCUCUCAUCGUGGGCACCCGCGUUAAUCGCCACUUCAACCAGAGAAUAUUUGUUUAAUUGGCGACUUCUCAGCUAUUCGACGCGUUGAGAUGGGGUCAUCUACCGCCGACAAUACGGUCUUACAAAAGCGUUUGGAUGAAGCAGAACGUCUGGAGGUAGAAUUGAAGCGUGCUUAUGAUGCCCAGCAUGAUCUCGUUGUGAACCUUCGUAACUCCCUCACCGCCGUUCACCAGUUUCCUCCCGAAAUUCUAUCCGAAAUUUUUUGCGCCUACAUGGAAGCGAACCGUGACACGCCUCUCGCACAGCUUCUACUCAUGCAUGUAUGCCGCAUAUGGAGGCAGACCGCGCUUGAAAACACACCUCGAAUUUGGGCUUAUCUAUACCUCACCAUUCGCGCAAAUACAACUAUAGAAUACGGAUCAAUUAUCACAGAAUGUCUCAGUCGAAGCAGUCUUCCUGCCGAUAUUCACAUUGACACUCGCACUUCCCCAUUGAAGAAAUACGUCAGGUCCCUGAAGCUUAUCCCUUCCGGAAUUAUCGAUGCUCUAGUUCCCAUCUGUUCUCGCAUUCGCACCUUAACACUCCAAGGACCUCUCAAAAACUUUCUUCCGUUGAUCAACCUUCCUCGAAAUUCUUUUCCUGUCCUCACCGAACUCGACUGUAACAUCCUCGUUGAUUCCAACGGAGAACGAAUCUCUGCAUUCGAAGGCUCCGCUCUUCAAGAGCUGAGGUGGCGGUGCGGAGGUGUCGAUGCCGGCUUGGGACCGUCAAUAUUCUCGUCUAAUGGGUCGAUUUUUUGGGGAACGUUAGCAUCUCUUGCAUUUGAUGCUACUCAAGUCACGACACUCUACCUCACCGAUAAUCUAAGUUAUCACGGCAACGACACAUGGAAUAUACUGGCCAGGUUCACGAACCUUGUCUCUUGUACAUUGUAUACUCCUUUCUUCGAGACCGAUUUAGUGAACGGAAUAACUUUCGCCAAACUCACAACGUUGAUCAUGUUUUGUGAUUAUGAGGAGAUACUGGAGCGAAUAACCCUACUCGCGCGACUAUUGCUCCGACGUUGAUUGAUCUUCUCCAACGCUCUCAAUGUCCUCUAGCUCACCUAUCGAUAAUCCGGGCCGAAUCUCUCACGAACAAAGACCUUUCCUCUAUCAUCGACAGCUUCAGCUCCAUUCUGCACUCCUUCACCAUUGUAGGAAGGAAAAUUAUUCCGAAGAA
Molecule: messenger RNA, 1254 nt
Organism: Lentinula edodes (shiitake mushroom)
Lineage: Eukaryota; Fungi; Basidiomycota; Agaricomycetes; Agaricales; Omphalotaceae
Exons: 3
Coding region: 123-1100 (325 amino acids)
Source: RefSeq, a predicted model, not a curated record